CGACAGUCCGAACUUCUCUGCAUUCUCUUUUUUUAAGGACCGGUAUCAGCUGCAGCCUGCAGCAAGUGCAACAAUGGCAGCUUGGCAGCUCUUCUUUCUCCUUCCAUUGUUCCUCUUCUCCAUUCUCUCCACAAACAAUCUAGUCAGAUGUGAUGAUGAAGAUGAUGCUCUUCUUCAAGGCAUUAACACCUACCGGGCAUCCCUGAACUUGACAGCACUAACGAAGAACGACAAUGCAGAGUGUCUUGCUGAUGAAGUUGCUGAUCAAUUCAAGAACCAACCUUGCACAAACACAACAGGUGCUAACACAGUACCGGGCACCGAGACUCAGCUUCCUAACUACCCAACCCUUCUAGCCAAAUGCAAUUUGAAUGUCUCCAAUACAAGGGAUGGCAAUGUGAUGCCUGCUUGUGUUCCCAACCUGGUUCCAACUCUUGUUCUAUCCAACUUCACGCAGUCUCUGUACUCAGGUAGUCUGAACGAUACUAAGUAUACAGGAAUUGGGAUUGGUUCUGAAGGUAACUGGAUAGUUGUUGUUCUCACCACAAACACAUCUGAGGGGAGCUUUGUGACAUACAAUGCAGCCAGUUUCAUGAGCAUGACUGGUGUGUUAUUAUACCAGUUGGUCUUUUUACUUGUAAGUUCUUUCUUAUUGUUGUAAGCCUUGAAUUUCUCUUAAUUAUUUGGUAUUAGUGGGGUGCAUGCCAAUUAAUGUUUCUUUAAGAGUGAUAAGAGAGAAAUGAAGUUAAACAAUACAACCGCUUAGUUUUUGACAAUAUGUCUCA
This is a messenger RNA of Tripterygium wilfordii, 785 nucleotides long. RefSeq lists its product as uncharacterized. NCBI's taxonomy places the organism in Eukaryota, Viridiplantae, Streptophyta, Magnoliopsida, Celastrales, Celastraceae. The transcript is spliced from 2 exons. The coding region runs from base 74 to 661 and encodes 195 amino acids. The record is from RefSeq and is a predicted model, not a curated record.